This is a messenger RNA of Lacerta agilis (Sand lizard), 3486 nucleotides long. It is a transcript of the gene SEMA4B, whose product is annotated as semaphorin 4B. Gene Ontology annotation, molecular function: chemorepellent activity; semaphorin receptor binding. The record is from RefSeq and is a predicted model, not a curated record. Lineage: Eukaryota; Metazoa; Chordata; Lepidosauria; Squamata; Lacertidae. Bases 83 to 2590 code for a protein of 835 amino acids. Gene Ontology annotation, biological process: negative regulation of axon extension involved in axon guidance; semaphorin-plexin signaling pathway; positive regulation of cell migration. The transcript is spliced from 14 exons.
GGUCGAGCGAGCAAAGCCUCCGACGCUCCGCGGCCCGCCGCCGCCGCUGCCCAGGCCCCGCUCCCCUCGGACCCACCGCGCCAUGGGGGUCCGAGAGUCGGCGCUGCUGUUGUUGGGAGCGCUCCUGGCCGCCGCUGCCGAAGAGGAGCCGGUGCCGCGCCUGAGCCUGCGCCUCGGCUCCCCCCUCCGGCUCUUGACCCGCUUUGAAGAGCCUGGAAUCACCAACUACACCACGAUGCUGCUGAGCCCAGAUGGGGGCACCUUGUACGUGGGUGCCCGUGAGAGGCUCCUUGCCCUCAACACCACCUCCUUCUCUCCUGGGCCACAGCACCAAAAACUGCUGUGGGGGGCUGAGGAAGAAAAGAAGCGUCAGUGUGUCUUCAAGGGCAAAGACCCCCAGAGAGACUGUCACAAUUACAUCAAGAUCUUGCUGCAGCUGAACAGUACCCACCUGUACACCUGUGGAACCAGCGCCUUCAGCCCCACCUGCACCUACAUUAACAUUCCAGAAUUCAGCCUGAAGCGAGAGGCCUCCGGGAAGCUGUUGCUGGAGGACGGGAAAGGGCGCUGCCCCUUUGAUCCUGCAUACAGGUCCACGGCCAUCAUGGUUGAUGGAGAACUAUACGCGGGGACUGUGAGCAACUUUCAAGGCAAUGAGCCGACCAUCCUGCGGAGUCACGGCAGUCGCCAGGCCAUCAAGACCGAGAACUCGCUCAACUGGCUACAAGAUCCCUUCUUUGUGGGCUCGGCCUACCUGAGAGAGAGCCACCCACCCAGCAGCCCCCAGGGGGACGAUGACGACAAGAUCUACUUCUUCUUCAGCGAAAGUGGCAAGGAGUUUGACUUCUUUGAAGACACUGUGGUGUCGCGCAUCGCCCGCGUGUGCAAGGGCGACGUUGGGGGUGAGCGUGUUCUCCAGAGGCGGUGGACGACCUUCCUGAAGGCCCAGCUGCUGUGCUCACACCCCGAGGACGGCUUCCCCUUCAACGUGCUGCAGGACAUGUUUGUGCUCACCCCAGGCGAGAGCUUGGCAGAGACCGUCUUCUAUGGGGUCUUCACCUCUCAGUGGGACAGGAAGGGCGCUGGGGGCGCUGCAGUCUGUGCCUUCUCCAUGGCGGAUGUGGAGGAAGCCUUCAGUGGGCUGUACAAGGAAGUCAACCGGGAGACCCAACAGUGGUACACGGACACCCACCCUGUGCCAGAGCCCCGACCUGGAGCGUGCAUUAACAGCCAGGCCCGGCGGAUGAAGAUCACCUCCUCACUCCAGAUGCCCGACCGGGUUCUCAACUACCUCAAGGACCACUUCCUGAUGAGCAGCCCCAUUCGGAGCCAGCCGCUCUUCCUCCUGCAAGGUCAUGCCCGCUACCAGCAGAUCAGCGUCCAGCGUGUCCAAGGCCUGCACCGCGCCUACAAUGUCUUGUUCUUGGGCACAGAUGACGGCUGGCUGCACAAGGCUGUGGUGACGGAGCAGCAGGUCCAGAUCAUUGAAGAGAUCCAGCUCUUCCCUGCUGGGCAGCCUGUCCUCAAGCUGCUUCUGGACCCCGCCCAGGGCCUCCUUUAUGCUGCCUCCUACACUGCUCUCGUCCAAGUGCCGCUCUCCAACUGCAGCAUGUACCGGACCUGUGCCGAAUGCAUCCUGUCUCGGGACCCUUUCUGCAUCUGGAGCGGAGGGGCCUGCCAUCCACUUCUCCCAGACCGCUCAUGGCCUCAUGCAGGGCCCAGCCGGCUUCAGGACAUCGAACGGGCUGAUGCCACCCAGCUUUGCCAGACGGGCAAUGGGCAGCCCAGCAGCUCAGCCACAGAAGAGCCCCCAUGCAAGGCGGUGGUGAUCUUGGGCUCCAGCGCUGUGCAGUCGCUCCCUUGCCCGCAGCUCUCCAACCUGGCUUCUCGGCACUGGCUGCACAAUGGGGUUGCCAUCAACACCUCGGCUGUUCUGGUGCUUCCCGAAGGGGAGCUGGUACUGAUGGGCAGCCCGACCCAGGCGGGACGAUAUGACUGCUGGUCGCAGGAGGGCGGCUUCCGGCAGCUGAUGGCCAGUUACUGUGUGCGGGUUGAGCCCACGCUGGGAGCUCGGAUCGUGCCCCUCCAGAACCCCCUGGAAACCAUCAGCACCUCCAGGAGCGUCUCGGCGGCGGCUGCAGGGAGCAGCAUGUCGGCUCUGCUGGAGGGCAAGACCUACUGGACGGAGUUCCUGGUGAUGUGUGUGGCCUUUGCCGUCACAGUGACGCUCCUGACCCUCUUCGUGCUGCACCGGCACCGCAAUGCCGUGAAGACCUUCCUCAAGCAGGGCAAGUGCACCAGCGCCCAUCCCAAGAAACCCCGCAAGAUGGGGCUUCCCGCAGAGAACUUGCCCCUCAAUGGGGCCCAUACGCCCAGCGCCAUCCUAGACCACAAGGGCUACCAGGCCCUCCACGACAGCCACGCGGCCAACACGCCUCUGCAUGCUGCUCCUGCGGCGCAGCCCGUUGUGGCCUUCUCAGAGUCUGACCGACGCCCGCUCAGCGUCCACGAAAGCGUUGUGGAGGUUUUGACUCCCACCCAGCGGCCGCGUGUGCGCCUCGGCUCCGAGAUCCGGGACUCGGUUGUAUGAGACGCAUUGUUGCUUCCACAGACACUGCUGUGCUGAGCCUUCCGAGGAACCAGGAGCUCCUGGUGCCCCCGCCCAAACCAGAACUGCCCGAAGAACUGUGAACCGACAGAAGAGGCCCUGAGGUUUUGGGCACUUGGGCCGCGUCCUCUCGCCCUGCGCUGGGGCACCUGUGCCUCUCCGCGCUGCCCUGGACUCCUUGCAAACAAUGGCUAGAACCUGCUGAGAGCAGAGCGGGCACUCCUAAGCCUUGAGGAGCAGGGGUAGCCUGCUCUCUGGCUGCUGCAAGGAUGCUCAGCUGGGCAGAAGGGGAGACACUUUGGCCCGGGUUGUCGUCCUAGGUCAGAGGAGCCAGACCCAAGCCCCACUGGGCUGGGGCAGGACGAGAGACUGCAAGGAGGCUGCAGAAGGAGGCCCUGUCCUUGGCCUGCCCAGUUCCUGCAUUUCCUUCCAAAUAGAGCACCCUCUGGGCCAAGGAGUGGCACCUGCGAGCUCUCUCAAUGGGUGGGUGUGUUGUGUUGUGUGCAUGGGGUGGAGUCUGGCUUCUUGUGAACUCUGUGGGGUUAGGGGGAGAACCUGUUGAAUGUUUAGGGUGUUUGCUUGGUGUGUGGAAGUGUGAGAGAGGGGCUCAGGUGCCAUGUUGCGAGGGGGAAGGGACACACGCCCACCAAACACAGAUACCAGGCCUGCCCUUCUGACACUUGCAAACACUAGGUUUGGCUGUCUGCCACUGUGAAUUCUGCCUGGGCUCCAGCACAGAGCUGCCUCCUGCCCAGGCCAGGUAUGGGCCACUCGCAACAGCAGCCCCAGAGCUCCCUCACGCUUCCCACAAGUGCACUUGCACAAGCCUUGUGUGUUGGUUGUGUUUAUUUUUACAUAAAAGUUGACGUCUCCUUUGA